CAAUUAGGGUUAAGUGCCUUGCUCAAGGGCACAUCGACAGAUUUUUCACCUAGUCGGCUCGGGGAUUAGAACCAGCGACCUUUCGGUUACUGGCACAACGCUCUUAACCACUAAGCUACCUGCCGCCCCUAGCUAACUAGACUGAAAAUUAUCGGUCUAUUUUUGAGUAAUUUAGCUGAGAGAUUACGCAUUGUGAAUCAACAACUUAAACCUAUUUAUUUGACACAUAUUGUUACCAGUUGACCUACACUAUCGGUUUUAGUGAAGUUAACUGAUCACUUCACAGACAGAAGGGCGCUUUGUCAAAACAAAAACUGUUUGUCAUUUGAAGACUGACUUAUCAUAGCUAUAAAUCAGGCACUGAGUCCUGGUUGACGACCAAGUGGGAAUUGGAUGACUAUGUAUGCACCACCGGGUACCACUGUCCCCGGAAGCCGGCGAAGGAGAGGGGGUACCGCACUGCCCAAGCAGCCAGAGCGAAGCCUGGCAUCUGCCCUCCCCGGAGCACUCUCCAUCACGGCUCUAUGUACGGCCUUGGCCGAACCAGCUUGGGUCCGAGUUCAUGGAGGGACGUGUCCCAAGCAGGAGCUUGGAGUGGCUGACGUCCUGGGAUACAUUGACCCAAAACUCCUGGAGGGUAAGUCAUGAUUUUGCCAACAGUGUCUCAAAGCACAUACGACCUGUGGUUUGUGUUACCUAUCACCAACUUCUUCUUCAGAUUACUGUGUGAACUCCCAGACCAUCUUGCUGCUAAGGGUCAUUGCUGCCUUCUGCUUCCUGGGCAUCCUGUGCAGCCUGACAGCUUUCCUGUUGGAUGUCUUUGGACCCAAGCACCCUGCCCUCAAGAUCACCCGCAGAUACGCAUUUGCCCACAUUCUCACAGGUAUGAAUGGGUUUGGGUUGUGGACAAGAGAGGAAAUUAGCUAUUCAGCUAAAGUGUGACAACAAUUUAAAGGCAAAGUAUAAACUAGGGCUGGUACGAUACCAAUAUGGCCAAUAUUUUCCCCCCCAUGUCAAACAUGAAAACACAAAGCAGACCUAACUCUUUGGGCCUUUAAAAACCUGCUGUAUGUAAAUAUUGUGUGCUAUAGCUUGGAAAAUGUAUAAAUGUGACUCUGGAUGACAUAUUGAUGUUUGUUUCCAACAUUAGGGUUGUUUUCCUAAAGAAGUUAAAUCCGCUUUGUGUUUUGUUUCCUUGCCACGAUACUAAUGAGUAUCGCAAUACUGGUAUCAUCCCGGCCCUAAUAGAAACAAUGGAAAUCAAAUAACCCCUUUCCUUUUUCCCCUGCCUGCUCUUUCUUUGUAUGGUUUUAGUGCUGCAGUGUGCCACAGUGAUUGGGUUCUGCUACUGGGCCUCAGAGCUUAUCUUGUCGCUACAGCAGCAGCACAAGAAGUACCACGGCUCGCUCAUCUACGUCACUUUUGCCAUUAGCUUCUACCUGGUGGCGGGGGCUGGUGGAGCCUCCAUUCUGGCCACAGCUGCAAACCUGCUGCGCCACUACCCCACAGAGGAGGAGGAGCAGGCUCUAGAGCUUCUCUCAGAGAUGGAGGAGAGCAGUGAAACAUAUCCUGCUGAUUAUGACAUUGCCAACCAGUUCCAGCCGCCUCCUGCAUACACACCUUAAUGUAACCAGCCCAGCCGCUUCUUUCUCUUACAUCCAUGCUUCUCUAUGAGCACGUCUAUUGACCUCGUUUCAAACACACACCUACAGAUAUGUGAUCCAAAAACUGUACCAAAUGGAUAUAUUCUCUGCAAAUACUCUGCUUUCAAUAAUCAACAUUAACACAAAUGGACACACUUAUUUCUUGAUUGUGGGUGCUUGAGUGCAUGAAAGCUUCCUUUUACAAUGGCAGAGAUUCAAUACUUGAUUCGUAUUUUCACCACUGAAGCUUGGCUUUUAGGAAUUUGCAUGUAAAUGGCAUUAAG
Coregonus sp. 'balchen' is the source of this 1927-nucleotide messenger RNA. NCBI's taxonomy places the organism in Eukaryota, Metazoa, Chordata, Actinopteri, Salmoniformes, Salmonidae. The record is from the annotation of a GenBank genome assembly.